UGAACCAGUAAAAAUGUAACUAUGCCAUUGUUUACAAAUGGCGCGCUCCUGUGGUAUUUCAGAUAACUGAAAUUGAUGCAUGUCACCACGCUAAAAUGGGAUCUGGUUCGAGUCGAUCAAGUCAGGUGCAUUCCUUUCAAGUGGAACAAGGAAAUAAGGAGGACGAGGAUGUUCGGCCCAAAACAGGUAGAGAAACAAAGCGUGUUUGCUCUCUCUCAGCCCAGCAACGUCCAUCUGUCCAGAUAAAGAGAAGUCAGUCUAUGAGCAGUACAACCUCGCCAAGGGUAGCUCCAUCUCUACAUAAACAAACAUCAGAGGAGAAGACUUCAAAUGAUGUUAAAGUUGAUACAGAUGACAAAGAAAGACAGCUAUUUGAAGCUCAAGAAAAGAUGACAGUAUUACAAAAACAGCUGACAGAGACAGAGAGUCAGAACCUGGACCUCCAGGAGAGGGUGGAGGUUCUGGAGGAGCGACUUGAGUACCUCAACUCGUGUCACCAGAUUCAGGAGGAGCCGGAGGGGUACCAGGAAACCAUCAAUGCCAAGAACCAGUUUAUAGAAAAACUGGAGAAAGAACAGAAACAACAGACACAGGAGUUCAGUAAGACGAGAAUUCGCUACAAGAAGAGAAUAAAAGCUUUGACCACACAACUGAAUGAAGCCAAACAAGAGACCUCAAUACAACUGUUUGAACUUAGAGAUGAAAUCACCAGACUGUUGGAGAAAAACAAAGAACUGGAAGAUUCACUUGAAAGAGCUGGACCACAAGAAAAGACUAACACACCUGAUGUGGGCAAAAUGCAAAUUGUGUUAGAACUGUCCAAUCAAAUCUCAGAACAGACAGAGGAGAUCUCGAGGUUAAAGAAGGAAGUGAAAGCGAAGGAAUCGAUAAUUGAUCGUCUUGGAGGAACCAAAAAAUUGGAGGAAGAAUAUAGUAAAGACAAAGAGGACCAGAAAAAUCUGAAAAAGUUAUCACAAGGAUUAAGUCAGUUACAUAGUGAGAGUGAGGGCUUCAGGGACUCAGAAGAGGAUGAUAGAGGUGUGUCUGGUGCUAGCCGGGACUCAGGGCUGGGGUCAGCUGGGAAGAAUAAGGACAGGCAGAGAGACAAGAGGGGUAUCCCUGUACAGUCAGACUCAGACUGGGAGUCAGACGACCUCCCAGAUGAACUUGGUCCCUGUAAAAUAAAAAGUGCUCCCCCAGAGACUCAGGCCCUGAGAGCAGCCUCCAGACUGGCUGCCAUGGAGGGUACUGACUCAGGAUACCCCGCCCGACUGGCAUCGAGGGAAAGCAAUGAUUCCAGACUUCCGUCACGCCUCGCCUCAAGGGAAAGCAUUGGUUCCAGACUGCCCUCUAGAUUAGCUUCCAGAGAGAGCCAGCUCAGUAGUAAGACUUUACUGGAAAAUGAUGAGGAUCACAUAUCUAUUGAUGACAUGACAUCUUAUAAAGGGUCUCACAAAAUAAGGAAGAAAUCCUCAUUUACAUCUAAAAUCAGGCGGGAACAUGAUACAUCCCUCAGAACACCUAUCCCUAGUGUAGCAUUUGAGGAGGAGAAAAGUACUAAUGAUAUACCAAUGUAUCCAAGUAGCUCCAGUAAGAGGUAUUCUAGAAAGAAAAAGAGCUCAUUCUUCCUGACUCAGACAGGAAAUUCUCCUGCAGGAAGUGAUAUCAGUGAGCAAAUAUCUGUAGGAUGAUUCCAAAGUGUUUAAGAUACUUGUAGAAUGAGACAUUGAUAUUUACAGAUAUCUUCAGGAUGAGAUCUUGGUAUUUACAGAUAUAUGUAGGAUGUGACCUCAGCGUUUACAGAUAUCUGAAGGAUGAGACCGCAUUCAUUACAGAUAUCUGUAGGAUGUGACCUCAGUGUUUACAGAUAUCUGUAGGAUGAGACCUCAAUGUUUACAGAUAUCUGUAGGAUAUGACCUCAGCGUUUACAGAUAUCUGAAGGAUGAGACCGCAUUCAUUACAGAUAUCUGUAGGAUGUGACCUCAAUGUUUACAGAUAUCUGUAGGAUGGGGUCUAAGUAUUAACAGAUAUCUGUAGAAUAAGAUCUUAAUGUUUACACAUAUCUGAGAAUGAAACUCUUGUGUUAUCAGAUACAUGUUUCUGUAUGUUGAGCCUUUCCUUUUUACAGAUAUGUAUGGGAUGAGAUCUUGCUGUGUACAUUUAUCUGCAGACCUUGGUGUUUUUAUAUAUACAUAUAGAAUUUAUUAACCAAAGAAACUUGGUAAAUAUGAAAGUAUACAGGAUAAUAUUAUUUCAUGUUAUUUCAUUUACAAAUGUCAGUUCUAGUCAGUAUUCUAUUUCAAUUCUGUCAGCCAAAAUAUCCAAUACAGCUUUUCUUAUUAAUGAAAAAUUGAUAUUGCUAAGGCAACUACAAUUACACAAGUGUACAUACAGAUGUAUGUAUUUUCUUAUCAAUAUCAAAGUGAAAUGUAUAAGUAAUAUUCAUUUCCAGUACCAGUAUUUUAUGUAAAAUGAU
Messenger RNA from Saccostrea cuccullata (small rock oyster), 2476 nucleotides. RefSeq names its product protein FAM184A-like. The coding region runs from base 96 to 1691 and encodes 531 amino acids. The record is from RefSeq and is a predicted model, not a curated record. Lineage: Eukaryota; Metazoa; Mollusca; Bivalvia; Ostreida; Ostreidae. The transcript is spliced from 6 exons.